Molecule: messenger RNA, 3970 nt
Organism: Trichobilharzia regenti
Lineage: Eukaryota; Metazoa; Platyhelminthes; Trematoda; Strigeidida; Schistosomatidae
Source: the annotation of a GenBank genome assembly
CUUUGUGUUAUUUGGUGAUAGAUAAAGUUGAAUAAUAUAAGUAGUAUCGCAUAAUCAACCAAAAAAAAGAAGAAUGCGGAAUUUUCAUAGAAGUGACAGUUUUUUUGUUUAUUUUGACAAACAUUAUGAAUGAUUAAUCAUUUUUAAUUAUUAUUUAAAUUUCAUCUGGUUAUCAUCAUAAUUUGAUAAAGACAUUCUCAUAAAUGGAAUUAUGUUAACAUCGAAUUGUACUCAUGGGAACAUUUUAUCAAUUUUAUUAUUUAUAGUAUUGAUGAUAAAGUUAUAUGGAAUUAUUUCAAUUGACGCUGAAGUUCAAAUCCAACAACACGUUUAUAUAUCAAAUAAUAUCAAUCAUAGUUAUAUUGGAAAUUUUUCCCACCCAUAUGUAUACAAUUUAACACACAAUAAUACAUCAUUUCUUUUCGAGGAUAAGGCAUCACAACUGCCUGUGGAACGAUGGCAUUUCCACUUAGAAACACUAAUCACUCUAUUCCUUGCUUUGUUUUCUUUUGGUGCCAAUGCUGGCUUAUUGUAUUUGGAUAGACGGGCUAAACCGUAUGGGACAAUGAAUAAUUCUAGUUUCUCAAAUAAUUUCGUGACAAAUACCAAUAAUAAUAACAAUAACAUCAGUACUAAUAAUUUAAGUAAUAAUAAUAAUUUUCCAUGCUCAGCGGUUGGUUUCACCUCGAAAAAAUGGUAUAACAAUAAUAAUCAUAAACGUAAUUCAUCUCGUGGACUAAAUCUUUUCAUAUUUCACCAAGCCUCAAAUGCACCAACACCUCAAGAAACUCUACGAUCUUAUUCUUUAUCAAGUCCAAUCAAUAAAUAUCCUUCAUCGAUUAGUUUGAUCAAAUUGAAUCAAACCAGUUUUAACUCAACUGGUAUAUUUCAUCAUGGUUCAACACAAUAUCAUACACCACGUAGUCGAAGGCAACGUCGAUAUCUUCGUGGAUUACUUGGUUUGUCAAUCAGUAAUCUUAGCUUAUCACUUAGUUUAAUAAGUUGGUGUUCUUGUCAAAUUAUUAUGCAUAAUAUUAGUAAUACAAGAAAUACAGCAAAAGCAUGGCUAACAAUUAUUGCAUUUAUUAAUUUGUGGACAAUUGAUAUUGCACAAUCAUUAGAAACUGGUGCCAUAUUAUGGAUUGCACUUGAACGAACAUUAGGGAUACACUGGCCAAGUGAAACAAACGGUAUGAAUAGUAAUAACACUAAUAAUAAUAAUACAAAUACGACUACAAAUCAGUGUUUACCAAGAUUUAGUGAAAAAUAUGCUAGAAACGAUAUUAAAUGGCGUAGAAGACAAUUAACUGUUCGAUUGAAAACACCAUUGACUAGAUUGUUGAAAAGGAUAAAGGAUAGUUUGAAUCAAGCGGUUUUAAAUCUACUCUGUUUAAAUCGUUGUCUUUCAUCGAAUUACUUUUCUUGUUGUACAUCUCUACUGACAAGCUCAUCUGCAUUAAUAGCUAAAAAACGAAGUAAAAAGAGGCUUUCGUGUUUUAUACAUAUAUUUUUAUGCUUCCUACCAUUAGUGCUAUUUCUUAUAGCUUCAGUGUAUAGUUUAAGUAAUAUUAUUUGUCAUACUAAGAAGCUUAGAUUACAUAAUCAUGCAUUUAUUGCUUUAUCUUCGUCUAAUUCUCCAACGGAUCAACAUAAUAAUAAUAAUCAUAAUAAUCCUGUAAAUUUUAUCUCUGAUUUUCAAACUACUUAUAAUGGCAGCAGUGUGAGUAUUAUAUACCAGAAUGAUGAAAAUACUACUACUAAUACUAAUUAUAAUAAUAACAAUUUAACACAGCAUUUCAAUCCACUUGUUAUCUAUGAUUAUUUCUAUACUUCUUAUUAUAAUAGUGUAUUAUGGAAACAGAUACCAUAUUAUUCUAUGCAUAUAAAACAUCAAAUCCAUGCGUACUAUACAAGUUCUAUUAUAUCCGCGUUGGUGAUUGGUCAGUUUUUGGCUCCAUUGGCAAUAUUGGUGACAACAAAUUUAUUGAUUUAUCAGAAAGUGGCGUCAAGAGAUAAACAUUUCUUCUCAAGACAAUCAAGUAACACGAGUAAAUCAUCCUUUAUUUCGGGUGUGUCUGUAUCCUCAAUGAAUUCCGCGAAUUCUACCCGAAAACUAACAACGGCUACAAUCAAUUUUCCAAUACCAAUGUUACGUGUAUUAGAAAGUAGUAAUCAAGACAUUCAUACAGAUGUUGUUGAAGAGAACCCCUCAGCAGCUGUUGAAUACUACAAUAGUCCUACAAAAACAUCCGAACAGACUUCACAACAACAGCAACCGAAUAAACAGCAUAGUCUUUUAGUUCCACUACUUGAUAUCCGUGAGAAAAAUUAUCCCUUCACGCCAUCGAAUCCAUCAGAAAUGAUAAUGCGAAAGAAUGAGGCAUUAUUCUGUGCAAAUGAUGACAGGAAGUACUUGUUAAACGAGCGUAGAAAGAGUACUUCAGUCAUUCAACCGGCAAUAUCUUACACAGAGUUAUAUGAUAAUCCUUGUGAAAAAUCAAUAUCGCCUAAAUCACCGGCAGCAGCGAUGGCAGAGUCGGCAGGAGAGACAACGGCAUCAUCAGAAUAUCGAUACAGUGAAUCCAGUAUAAAGUUGUCCACUUUAUACGCUCUACAAAAACGUCGUAAAAGUACAAAUGAUUUAUUUAGCUCCCUGUUUCAAUCCUCACGUGGACAAGAUCAAAAUACCCGUACAGGUGGAGAGGAACCUAUCCUUCUGCAAAUGUUAAGACGACAGCAUAGAAGAACACUACGUAUAUUAAUUAUUCUACUGUUGGUAUUUGUUCUGUGUCGUGCACCAAGAUCUAUUGUAUUGAUGAUUGAAUGGUUAAGGCAUACAUGUUUGGCAAAUAGUGGAACACAUUUAAGCAUAUGGUUACAAUACACAAGUAUAUUCGCUUAUUCCAGUGCUAUAUUGGAUACAAUUGUCUAUGGAUUUUGGGGGAAUCGUGCCUACAGAAUACGCAUGAAGAAUUUAUAUGCUCGUCGUGCCUUUUGCAGUUGCGUUGGCUGUGAAUAGCACAUUACAUAUAUACAUAUACAUAUAUAUAUUUCAUGGCAUCUAAUAAUGACUUAAUUUUAAUGUAUUAACGAAAUUUUAUUCUCGUUUGAAAUACCAAUCAGCACAAACUACCCCCUCGAUGUCUUAUUUCUUGAUUGAGGGGGUAAACUCAACAUUUAUCUAUCAUAUAUUUCCUGAAAAUGGAUAUGAUCGGUGAAUAUAUAUGGAGUAUGUAAGGCAACAAAAAUAUCCAUUGAGAUCUUAAAGACAUGACUUAUACUCGAGACUGUCAAUAUCUAAUCAUGAAUGCUUCCCGUUGUUUUUCAAGGAAUCUUUAGUACUCAUUAAAUAAUAACAAUGUAUUUUUGACUGAUAUUUUUGGUCAUUCAUUUCUAAUUCAUCAUUGUAUCACACUUAUCACCGGUACUGUCUUGGUUAAAAGUAUCUUGUGUAUGUUUGAUUUGAAAAAGUUGUGCAUUUCUUUGAAUUUGUACACCUACUUACCUAACUACAUAACUUAUCUACCUACCUAUCUAUCUACCUAUCUGCCUACCUUACAAUAAUGCGCAAGUUCAUCUUUAUUUUUCUGUGACACCACGUUUAUGAUAUAUAUUUCUUUCAAUAAAGACAAAGACACGUGAAUGAUGCAAUAGUAAUAGUGUUUUCUGGAAAUAAUUAACUUAAUUCUUCCGCAUAAUUUUUCAGUUUUCUGUUGUCCUUUUUUCUUUGUUUGUUUGUUUGUCUGUUCUCUCCCGCUGGCCAUCGGUCAUAGUGACCGAGGAACAUCGUGUGUUUUAUUUUGCUUGAUGUAUCUCAUCUUUUUACAAAUUACUACUUCUAUUAUUAUUAUUAUUAUCGUUGUUAUAAAGAAAAAACAUUAUGGAACGAAAUAGAAAAGAAUUCAUAUUAUUAUUAUUAUAAUUAUUAUUAGUAUUAAUUUUAAUGAAAUAAAUAAAUAAUUUAAAUUCC